Baudoinia panamericana UAMH 10762 is the source of this 1314-nucleotide messenger RNA. RefSeq lists its product as uncharacterized. Gene Ontology annotation, cellular component: cytosol; glycerol-3-phosphate dehydrogenase (FAD) complex; nucleus. Lineage: Eukaryota; Fungi; Ascomycota; Dothideomycetes; Mycosphaerellales; Teratosphaeriaceae. The record is from RefSeq and is a predicted model, not a curated record. Bases 1 to 1314 code for a protein of 437 amino acids. Gene Ontology annotation, molecular function: NAD binding; glycerol-3-phosphate dehydrogenase [NAD(P)+] activity. The transcript has a single exon. Gene Ontology annotation, biological process: carbohydrate metabolic process; glycerol-3-phosphate catabolic process.
AUGGGGUCGCUCGGGGUGCACGGCAAGAGGCACCGGGUGUGCGUGGUGGGGUCGGGCAACUGGGGCACGACCAUCGCCAAAGUGGUGGCGGAGAAUGUGGGGGAGCACGCGGACAUCUUCGAGCCGGAGGUGCAGAUGUGGGUGUUCGAGGAAGAGUACCACCUCCCCUCCGACAGCAAACACUACGACGCCCACUCCGAGCUCAGCAAGAAGCCGCAGAAGCUGACGGACCUCAUCAACCACUUCCACGAGAACGUGAAAUACCUGCCCGGCAUCCCCAUCCCCGCCACCGUCAUCGCCAACCCGGACAUCGCCGCCGCAGUCAAGGACGCCACCAUCCUCGUCUUCAACCUGCCCCACCAAUUCAUCGGCAAAACCUGCGAGCAGCUCCACGGCAACAUCGUCCCCUACGCGCGCGGCAUCAGCUGCAUCAAAGGCCUCGCCGUGUCGGACCGUGGCUGCGAGCUCUUCAGCGAGAGCAUCGGGCAGAAACUCAACAUCUACUGCGGCGCGCUCAGCGGGGCCAACAUCGCCAACGAGGUCGCGCAGGAGAAAUUCUCCGAGACGACCGUCGCAUAUGACCCGCCGCCGAUGGACAGUAAACACCCCACCCCCGCUGGCACUCCGGGAGCAUCACCCCAUCAAUCCCAACUCGACUUGACGAAACUCAACAACGCCAACCCCGGCAGCACCAAGGGUAAGAAACGCAAACUCCAGCCCUUACCCUCCGACUACCCGCCCCUCAACCACGCCACCAUGAAGAAGCUCUUCCACCGCCCCUACUUCCACGUCCACCUCACCUCCGACGUCGCCGGCGUCUCCCUCGGCGGCGCGCUCAAGAACAUCGUCGCCCUCGCCGCCGGCUUCGUCGACGGGUUGGGCUGGGGCGACAAUGCCAAAGCCGCCGUCAUGCGCGUCGGCAUCCUCGAGGAAGUCAAGUUCGGCAAGACCUUCUUCUCCGACUCCCCCACCUCUUCGCCCGUGAGGACGGAGACGUUUACGGAGGAGAGUUGUGGCGUCGCGGAUCUCAUCACGUCGUGCUCCGGUGGCCGGAAUUUCCGGUGUGCGAGGAUGAGUGUCGCGGAGAAGAUACCCAUCGAAGAGAUCGAAAAGCGGGAGUUGAAUGGGCAGAAAUUGCAGGGGACGAGUACGGCGUAUGAGGUGAACGCGUUCUUGAAGAAGGAGGGCAAGGAGAAGGAAUUUCCGUUGUUCACGGCCGUGUACAAUAUUCUCGAGGGGAAGAACAGGCCGGAGGAGAUUCCGAGGUUGAUUGAGAGGGCAGAUGAGGAGGAGGAGGUGGAUGGCCAUACGUAG